Ipomoea nil (Japanese morning glory) is the source of this 676-nucleotide messenger RNA. Its product is annotated as calcium-binding protein PBP1-like. The record is from RefSeq and is a predicted model, not a curated record. Lineage: Eukaryota; Viridiplantae; Streptophyta; Magnoliopsida; Solanales; Convolvulaceae. The coding region runs from base 95 to 466 and encodes 123 amino acids. Gene Ontology annotation, molecular function: calcium ion binding. The transcript has a single exon.
UAAUGCAUCUUUCUGCCAGCAAUUCAACCCAAGAUUGUCCUUUGAGAGAAACCCAUUGCUAAAAACCCAAUCCACAACCCAACCAUUCAAGAAAAUGGCGGAUACGAGAAGAAAUGAGUUCCAAGAUAUGCUGCCGGUGAUGGCUGAUAAACUGGGCGGCGAAGGGCUGAUCAGAGAGCUGUGUAAUGGGUUCCGGCUGCUGAUGGACAGGGAGAAAGAGGUGAUAACGUUUGAGAGCUUGAAGAAGAACUCUGCGCUUUUAGGGCUGCAAGAUUUGAGAGAUGAUGAGCUUCGGAGCAUGGUGAGAGAAGGGGACAUGGACGGCGAUGGAGCUCUGGAUCAGAUGGAGUUCUGUGUGCUCAUGUUCAGAUUGAGCCCUGAGUUGAUGCACGAGUCUGAAGCCUUGCUUGAAAGACUUCUGCAACAAGAUCUCAACACUGCUGAUUCUUGGUUUCGUAGCAAUUAAGGAACUUUAAUUUGCUUCUUUCUGUCAUCAAAACAUGUUUUUUCCUUCUUCUUCUUCUUUUAUCCAUUCAAUUCUCCACUGGGUUUUGCAAUUCCGAAGGAAUGAAUGAAUUACUGUACUAUAAGAAUUGGGUAUUUGAAUUUCUUGCCCGAAUACUGACAUCGUUAAUCAACCCAUCAUUUAUGUACAAUUUUUAAUUUCCAUUUUUUU